AUGGAAAAUACCAAAAUUUCUGGUGUAAAUAUCGAUUUAAAUUGUUUUCCAAACAGUUUUCUUGAUAAUUUUGAAAAGGACAACGUACCUUUCAAACUUAAUGAAUCUCAUCCGAUACACGAUAUCGACUAUAACCAUUUGAAAAAAACAACUAUUGAGGAAAAUAAUAGAAUCGCUAAAUGUUUUGGAUCACAGCAUGCUUUAAAGAAUUCUAUAGAGAGAAAUAUGUGCUCACAAUCAACCAGACUCCCUGGAAUCACAAGUAGUAUGCUUUCACUGGAAAUUUUAAUGGAUAAACUGGACACUUUAGAGUCAUUUGACUAUAUGAAUACAGAAAAACCAACAAAUGAGUUCGGAAUUGGUGGAAUCCACAGCCAUAUCGAAGACAAAAUGAACAUAUAG
Molecule: messenger RNA, 402 nt
Organism: Theileria annulata
Lineage: Eukaryota; Apicomplexa; Aconoidasida; Piroplasmida; Theileriidae
Exons: 1
Coding region: 1-402 (133 amino acids)
Biological process (GO): proteasome assembly
Cellular component (GO): cytoplasm; nucleus
Source: RefSeq, a predicted model, not a curated record